AUGUGUUUAGAAGAAUGGCACGAACGUCACGAGGAGCACUAUAAACCGAACUACGCAGCACUGAAAAAACAAGCGAUCAGUCAGUUUAGUUCUGCACUAACUGAAGACGAUCUCCUGAAUAUUACUACGGUGUCAGUAAUAGCGAGUGCAUUGGUGGAUCGCGUCGAACAAAUGAGUGAGGGUGAGCUCAGUCGAUCGCCACAUUUCAGCUGUCCGUUGCCGUGUGAAUAUCGUUUUGGUUUGUGGAGAAACUUGUUCAUCGCUUCGAUUAUUCUGAAUGUUUCGUUGAUUUUUGCUGUUGUUCCUUUCAUACGUUCCGUGAUUGUUCACGAUAACAAAGAGCCGCUCAUCACCUAA
Anisakis simplex (herring worm) is the source of this 357-nucleotide messenger RNA. NCBI's taxonomy places the organism in Eukaryota, Metazoa, Nematoda, Chromadorea, Rhabditida, Anisakidae. The record is from the annotation of a GenBank genome assembly.